Messenger RNA from Urocitellus parryii (Arctic ground squirrel), 2883 nucleotides. RefSeq names its product macrophage expressed 1 (gene Mpeg1). NCBI's taxonomy places the organism in Eukaryota, Metazoa, Chordata, Mammalia, Rodentia, Sciuridae. The record is from RefSeq and is a predicted model, not a curated record.
CAAGCUGGUGUGGGGCCGGGGCUGUCAGCACCAUGAGCAGCUUCAGGGUUGCCUUCGUCCUCUGGGCUGUGGUGGCCUGCGCUAGAACAGACCCGCCUCUAGAAGAGAAAGAGGAGACUGGAGUUCAAAGAUGCAAGAAUGCCUUGAAAAUCCCUGUGCUGGAGGUCCUCCCCGGAGGGGGCUGGGAUAAUCUGCGCAACGUGGACAUGGGACGGGUGAUAGAGUUGAACUACACCACCUGCAGAACCACAGAGGAUGGACAGUACAUCAUCCCCGAUGAAGUCUUCACCAUUCCYCAGAAACAGAGCAACCUGGACUUGAACUCGGAAAUCCUGGAAUCCUGGAUGAAUUACAAGAGCAGCAUCUCUUCUUCCAUCAACAUGGAGAUCUCUGUUUUUUCCAAGGUCAACGGCAAGUUCUCCACUGAAUUCCAGAGGCUGAAGACCCUUCAAGUGAGGGACAAAGCUGCGACGACUCGUGUUCAGGUAAGAAACCUGAUCUACACAGUCAAAAUCGACCCAGCCUCCAGACUCAGCUCAGGGUUUCUGAAGGACCUCAUGGACAUCUCUGACUUUCUAGCGAACAAUCAGACAAGAAUGGCCACCUACCUGGCAGAGCUCCUGGUCCUCAACUAUGGCACCCAUGUCAUCACUAGUCUGGAAGCUGGAGCUAUUCUCAUGCAGGAGGACCAUAUCAAGUCCUCCUUCCUCCAGGACAGCCAGAGCAACCAUGUAGGUGUCACCGCGUCUGCCGGAGUUUCCUUCUUAAACACCGUGAAUUUUGAAGCAUCAGUGAACGUCACCUACCAGGAUGACUUGACCAAGAGCUAYCUCGCAAACCGAACCAACUCCAGGGUUCAGAGCAUUGGAGGGGUUCCCUUUUACCCAGGCAUCACCCUCCAAACCUGGCAGCAGAGUACCACCAACCACCUGGUGGCAAUCGAUCGUGCUGGCCUGCCCCUGCAUUUCUUCAUCAAGCCGAACACGCUGCCUCAAUUGCCGGGUCCCUUGGUGAAUAAGCUGUCACAAACGGUGGAAACUGCUGUGAGACAGUAUUACAACUUCAACACCUACCCCGGGUGUACUGAUAUCAACUCACCCAACUUCAAUUUUCAUGCCAAUACAGACGAUGGCUCCUGUGAGGGGAAAAUGACCAACUUCUCCUUUGGUGGGAUUUAUCAAGAAUGCACUCCACUCACAGGGAGCAGGAGUGCUUUCCUUUGCCAAAAGUUGCAGCAGAAGAAUCCACUCACUGGCAAUUUCUCCUGCCCUGCUGGCUACUCUCCAGUCCAUCUGCUGAGUCAGGUCUAUGAGGAGGGCUAUAGUCAGUUGGAGUGUAAGGAGAAUUGCUACUUGGUCAUUUUCUGCAGUACGGUGUGUGAAGAUGUAUUCCAGCAGUCAAAGGUUCAAUUUAGGGUUUUUUGGUGCAUGGUCAAGGACCAAGUACCUGCAAACUCAGGACUUCUUUUUGGGGGCCUCUUCAGCAGUAAGAGCGUGAACCCGAUGACAAAUGCACAGUCCUGCCCAGUUGGCUACAUCCCAGUGACCCUCUUUACAAGYCUCAGCGUAUGUGUUUCUCUGGACUAUGAGAUGGGACACAAGUUUUCUGUCCCCUUUGGUGGGUUCUUCAGUUGUGCAGUUGGGAACCCCUUGUUAAAGUCUUCUAUAUCCACAGAUGGGGUACCCUCUCUGAAAAAGUGUCCCGAGGGCUUUAGCCAACACCUAGCUAUCAUCAGCGAUGGAUGCCAAGUGUCCUACUGCAUCAAGGCUGGGGUCUUCACAGGUGGGUCCCUGCCCCCCGCCAGGCUCCCACCGUUYACCAGGCCACCCCUCCUAAGUCAGAGCACCAACACUGUCUUAGUGACAAACAGAGAGAUUUCCAGAUCCUGGAUUAAAGACUCCAAGACCCACCGAUGGAGGCUGGGGGAACCUCUGGAGCUGCGCAGAGUCAUAAAAGUCAUCCAUGGGAACAGCGAAGGCCUGUCGGGAGGGGCAACAGCUGGGAUCACAGUGGGAGUCACCACCGUCCUGGCAGCUGUCAUUGCCUUGGCUAUCUAUGGCACCCGGAAAUACAAGAGAAGGGAAUACCAGUUAUUCGAGGAGGAGAGGAGGAAUUUGACUUCRGAGAUUCUACCCCCCGAAGACUUCCCCGCCUCAGAGCUGCAGCAAAGCCCAGCUUAAAUCUUCCUGGGGAAACAGUGCUGUCACCUCUGACCACAGCUUCAGGCACGUCUGUCAUGUCUUCCCUCUCCACUUUUGCCUUCCUAAGUAUUGAGGUGUCAAUGGAACAAAAAGCAGGUAUAACUUUGUGACUUCUUAAUUAGGUCUCUGAGCCAGGAAAUGCAAUGAGCUACACGAACGGGAUUGGAGGUGGGGAGAGGGAGCAAUCUUGACUCUCACUAAGCCAAAGCUACCCUGGGGGAUUAAAAUGGAGAGGAAGUGUCUUUUCCCAUAUUUGUGCAUGUGUCACAAGACAGGAGGGAGAAAAUAGAUGUCUGAAUUUGGAAUCUAUGCAUUUCGUCUGAAGUCUGCAGUGGUUUCCAAUCUGGGAGCUGUCAGAGCUCCUGUAAAGCACCAUCUCUAUUUUGUGUUUUAAAAAGCUGUCUUGAUUUUUUUAUGAUCCUAGAGACAGAGCCCUAGAGACACAGGAAACCCCGCUUGGSCCCUGAUUUCAGCUUUGAGGGCUCUGGGUCAAUGGGCUACUAUCUCCCCUCAGCUCAUCUGAAAGGAAAGAUGUUACCUAAACGAAUUCCCCUUCUUCCAGCUGCCUUAGGAUUAGGACUUCCUGAGACCAGGCCACUUUUGGACUUCUGACUAGUGUCCACAAGUCCUAUGAAUAUAUUUCAACUUAUAGACUUCUACUAGGAGGCCAUGGGUGAAGAGA